This is a messenger RNA of Puccinia graminis f. sp. tritici CRL 75-36-700-3, 1005 nucleotides long. RefSeq lists its product as uncharacterized. NCBI's taxonomy places the organism in Eukaryota, Fungi, Basidiomycota, Pucciniomycetes, Pucciniales, Pucciniaceae. Gene Ontology annotation, molecular function: ribosomal small subunit binding; translation initiation factor activity; RNA binding. The transcript has 4 exons. The coding region runs from base 208 to 552 and encodes 114 amino acids. Gene Ontology annotation, biological process: translational initiation. Gene Ontology annotation, cellular component: eukaryotic 43S preinitiation complex. The record is from RefSeq and is a predicted model, not a curated record.
AAAACUCCAAGUGCGAGCCCCCCUUGGGCUUAUCUUUCUCAAGCCCUCCCCGGCCCAGCCUGGCUCUUGAUCCCCAACAUCACAGCACUUCACCUCCAACCGUACAACACCCGAACACCAGCCAUCGUCAUCCAACAACUUCAUCAAGUUCUCCUCAAACUCAAUCUAUCCCUGAAAAGCAAGAACUAGAAAACCGUUCACCGUUUCAUGUCCGUUCAGAAUCUAACUUCUCGCGAUCCCUUCGCCGAUGUUGGCGACGAUCAAUUCACGACCACUCAACCCUCGACCAAAGCGCCGGACUACGUGCACAUCCGAAUCCAACAACGCAACGGCCGAAAGACCUUGACGACGAUCCAAGGCUUGCCCUCUGAAUAUGACCCCAAGAAGCUGUUGAAGGCCUUCAAGAAAGACUUUGCUUGCAAUGGCACCUUGGUCCCCGACGAAGAAUUGGGCCAAGUCAUCCAGUUGCAGGGCGAUCAACGCACUAAGGUCUCCCUCUUAUUGGUCGAUGCUGGAAUCCCCAAAGCGACCAUCAAGAUCCACGGUUUCUAAAUCCACACCAUCGUUAUCAGUCUUCCACCCACCCCCAUUGCCGUUCUUUUCUAGAUACUUAAAACUGUGCCUCUUAUUGUCAAGAAAGUAUGGUCCCGAGCUUGCCGAAUGCAGAUUACCCUUGGGCCGGGAAGAAGCUGGUGGAUGACUUUUUUGAUUCUCUAUUCCUUAUCGUUUUGCUUCUUUAUUGUUGUUUUGUUUUCUUUCAUUUCCUACCCAUUUACUAUACUUCAUAAGAGAAAAAAAGAAGAAGAAGAAGAAGAAGCCAAUCAUGAUCAAAUGUUUGUUGACCUUUUUUUGAGGUUUCUUGUAUCAUUGAAUCGUUUGUACUGAUCAUCCAUCAUCAGGCAAACCCUUACUCCCAACCAAGCCCAAGAGUCAGCUGUUGAUUAGAGAGAUCUAGAGUCUGUCACUCCGGCCCUCGCUGAAUACAAGCUUCCUCUGUUUGACGAU